Messenger RNA from Fomitopsis serialis, 837 nucleotides. RefSeq lists its product as uncharacterized. The record is from RefSeq and is a predicted model, not a curated record. The transcript has 3 exons. The coding region runs from base 126 to 461 and encodes 111 amino acids. Lineage: Eukaryota; Fungi; Basidiomycota; Agaricomycetes; Polyporales; Fomitopsidaceae.
AUCGAGUGAGUACUUCUUCCAUCCUGCCGGUCCCCAUAUCGCCACCUUUGCCUAAUGGUAUCUCAAUAAGAACACUGCUCGUUUACUGAACUGAGCGGCACAUCUAGCCUGAAGUUCACGAAAUCAUGCCUGCCUUCACCACGCAUUAUGUCCCGCAUCUCCUCUACUCGCUGGCCAUCACAUCACUAGGCAUGCACAUCCUUUCUCAGCGGAAGAGUGCCGAGGCGGAACGACUACAGCUCACAGCGCAGCUGAUCAUGAAGCUUGUGCGGAGUCAUCGCACACCUGUGUCGGAGCAGGAGGUGGCGAGUGGAGAGGAGAUCUCGUGGCGAGAGGUGAUGCUGGGUCGGAAGAAGGAUGUGCGCGAGGAGGUUGAGGAGGCGAGGAGGAAGCGGGCGGAGGAAUGGGAUAGACGAGACAUGGAAACCGUGCAAAAGGAAGUUCAAUCCUCAGGUUCAUAGGACUCUACACAACGUGCCAUACGCUCCACCUGUGUCACGCUUGACCACUGAUCUUGAGGAGGUUUCUGUGCGCCACGACAGUACAAAACUGCAUCCAGGUCCUACGGCUUUAAUGUUGUCAGGGAACAAAUCGCGCCAGGGCUGGCGAAGGGCAUUACAUGCUAAUGGAUAUGCAUACACCGUUCGACGUUCGAUGGCUGUGGAUCUCGUGUGACGAGGAUUGCUGCUGCUGCUUGACUCGUGCAUCACACGAUCUUUAGGUGUCUGAUCAUCCCUUUGCGAAAAUGUAAACAUGUGUACGAAGCUGCCCGAGAGUACCACUGUCUGCGUCAGUGCUCGGACGAAGCUCAACCCUACAAAUUCAAACGACAGUCGC